AUGCUGCGCGACCACUUCAUCCAGUGGACAUCCAGCCACUCCAGAGCCGAUAAAUUCCGGAAGCUGAUCUUGCGCUUGGAGAUGAAGGUGGUGGUCGCCACAAAGCACCUGGAACUUGCCUACGACUGGACUCUGAGGCCGGGUGCUUUCCACGAGAGCACAGCAGCCAUGGCCCGGAAGUUGGGGGUAUCUACUGUCCGGAAGGUGCUGGAUGCAGACGGCUCGCCAUACUCGGUCCUGGUCUACGGUCUCUUGGCAGCGCUCCAAGCACUACACGGGGCGCGGCUCACGGGAAAGCAAGCAGGGAAAGGAGCUCAAAGUCUUGAUGCGCUUUCAGCCACGGCCCGGCGCACUGACGAGGAUCAGUUUGAAGUCAAGGAAGUUGCUGACAACUGUCCGCUCAUCUUCCGUGGAAUCUGGGUUCCAAAACGGAUCGAUGAGCACGAUGCAGCGUACACGUGGUCCUUUAAUUCGUUCUCCCGCAGUAUGGAGGGUGUACUGUGGGUGCUGGAUUUCUAUGCCGUGGAGGCAACUGGCAACGAACGUGUUGCUGCCUUGGCUUGGCAAGAGUCUCACAUCUUGAUUUAUGUGGCGCGCUUCAACGCUGCUAGCAGCUCCUGGGCAUUUCCAGUUCAAUUCUUCAAUUCGGGAAUGGCUGCCGACGUUGAGAAGGAGGUGGUGGUGCCGCCCUUUGUUCACUACGACUUCGAGAUCCUCUACGGAAGCCUCUACGAAGUGCGCAGCACAAUGUCACCUGCGAUGAAGACGGCUGCGCUUACAGGGCUGGAACGGCUUUGGGGCAUCUCGCUGGAGCACGCGCCCCAGCUCCUGGACAUCCUCAACGGAAACGGCUGCCAAGCCUUCCCCGGUCUGAACCGCGACGUGAGAGUAACCGUGCGCUUCAUCAAAGAGAUUGAGCUCUGCAAGCCGCUGCGCGAGAUGAUGAAAGCGGCAAGCGGGCCGCCCGAGAACUUGCUCCUUGCAUUCCCGCCAAAGGAUCCCGAAGCCAGCAGGGGUGAGUUGAGGGUUUAG
This is a messenger RNA of Symbiodinium natans, 1032 nucleotides long. Lineage: Eukaryota; Dinophyceae; Suessiales; Symbiodiniaceae. The record is from the annotation of a GenBank genome assembly.